This is a messenger RNA of Durusdinium trenchii, 5850 nucleotides long. The record is from the annotation of a GenBank genome assembly. Lineage: Eukaryota; Dinophyceae; Suessiales; Symbiodiniaceae.
AUGGUGGCGAAGCUAGUUGCCCAGCCGAAGAGCCUGCUUGAACGGUUGAAUGAACCGUAUGCAACGAUCCCAAGGAAGCAGCUUGCCGUGGACGUUCGACAGCGAGAGGCCUCCAGAAAAAUGGAGAAAGAAAAGGGAAACUGCCAAAAGACCCAGCAAAGACGCGAAGCUCUUGCGGCGGAGGUGUUGCGAGACAUGCGACGAUUGGAGCGUGCAGGGCCCAAGAGCUUUAUCGAUGGCUUCGGGGGAUCGGCCUUCUUUGGCACGAGGCCACCUACAGUUGAGGAUGAGAGGGCGGCGGCACUUGUUGCGCCUGAUGAGACAGCGUAUGACCUGUUUCAGAUGCUACGCAACAGCCGUGGAACUGCUUUGCCAUGCUUUGAUGAGCACCUGCCAGCAGGCAUUCUAAGCCCAGACUAUGCAGUGGUGCUGCAUGGCGAGCCGAGCACGGGCAAGUCAGUGCUGCUGCGAAACAUCCUUGCGACCCAUUUGCUUCCGAAGGCCUGUGAUGGUCACGGACUUCCCUCAGUGCUGGUGGAUGCUGAUAAUGCCUUCGAUGUGUGGCUCUUGGCCAAGCUUCUUCAGGAUCGGGCGCGGCGCAGUGGUGUCAACUCCGAGGAGGCUGUGGAUUUGGUCACUGACGCCUUGGGUCGAUUGCUGGUCUUCCGGCCCUGUGAGCCCUUGGAUUUGCUGCAGCAACUCCGUCAGCUGCGUAGCAUCUUCUCCUCAAACCCCACUGCAGGGCUGUUGGUCAUUGACUCCAUGUCAGCUUGGCAGUCCAUGACGGCAGCCUUCCCUCGCUCUGCCGGUGCCACCCUGAAGGAAUGUUGGAGAGCUGUGGCCCGUUUGCAGCAAGAAGCCUCAGUUGCAGCCGUCAUCGCCCACCGCGACGCAGCUGUGGAAUUCCCCUUGCACUUUGAGGCCAUACACUUGGGUGUUGGGUGCUGCCCCAAGGUCCAGCCUAAAGGGGAGGAGCAUCUGGAAGCAAGUAAAAAAGUCAAAGCCCGAGCUUUGCAGCCCAUCACCAGGCUCGUGCCAGCGGUGUCGCUCUUCCAACUUUGCUUAGCCAGCGCUGCCCUGCACGCACGGGCCACGCUCCUCCGCGCCUGUUUGGCGCACCGUGAGGGUCGCUUCGCAGCGGCGGAGGUUGCGGCCGGGGAUCUCACGGGAGUGAAGACCCUUUGCUCGAGUCGAUUUGUAUCGGUGGUCUUCUGUGGCCGUUGCUCGAUGCAGCUCCUUGACCUGUACAGUGUGACCCCGUCAAAGGCGGAGAGGCUGCCCGGAGUUGGAGGAUGCAUUGGCAGGGAAUUGCAGCACCGCAGGAAAAGCAAUCAUUGCAGUCAAGGGCCUAUUGGCCAGCAAUUGGCCGUUUCGCCAAAGCAAACGUCCAUUGCCAACCAACAUGAGCUGCAACGAGAGGAGGUGAACGGAGCCAAGGCAGCGGGCCCAGGAGUGCUUCGUGGUCCUCGCAUUCCUCCGCCUCCACUGGCGCCACAGCCAGGAGAAAUUCAUGGGAUUCAUGGUCCUGACAAUCCUCCACAGGCUACGCCAAAGCAUGCGUCCGUCACCAAUGACCAGAAGGAGCUGCAACAGGAGGAGGUGACCAAGGAAACAGCAGCGCCGCACCGGAGCCAUGAGGCACAGCAACCAAUGAUGUCAGCGGACUAUUUGACACAAAUUGGCCUUGCUGCGGCAAGGCCAAAGCAUGCGUCCGUCACCAACAACCAGAAUCAGCUGCGACAGGAGGAGGUGACCAAGGCUACGGCUACGCCAAAGCAAGCAUCCGUUGCCAUCCACCAGAAUGAGCUGCAACAAGAGGAGGUGAGCGGAGCCAAGGCGUUUGACCAGCCAAAGGCAGCAUUCGGUGGUCACACUGUUGGCAGCCUUGCAGCUGGAGCAGCUACGCCAAAGCAAGUGCCGGUUGCCAUCCAUCAGAAUGAGCUGAAGCAAGAGGAGGUGAGCGGAGCCAAGGCGUUUGGCCGGCCAAAGGCAGCGUUUGGCGGUCACACUGCUACGCCAAAGCAAGUGUCCGCUGCCAUCCAUCAGAAUGAGCCGGAGCAAGAGGAGGUGAGCGGAGCCAAGGCGUUCGGGCGGCCAAAGUCAGCGUUUGGCAGUCACACUGCUACGCCAAAGCAGAAUGAGCUGGGGCAAGAGGAGGUGAGCGGAGUCAAGGCGUUUGGCCGGCCAAAGUCAGCGUUUGGCAGUCACAUUGCUACGCCAAAGCAAGUGUCCGCUGCCAUCCAUCAGAAUGAGCUGGAGCAAGAGGAGGCUACGCCAAAGCUGGUGCAAGAGGAGGUGAGCGGAGCCAAGGUGUUUGGCCGGCCAAAGGCAGCGUUUGGCAGUCACACUGCUACGCCAAAGCAGAAUGAGCUGGUGCAAGAGGAUACUACACUUGAGAAGGGCCUUCGAAUUCCACUUGCGUUUGGCUGGCCAAGGGCAGCAUUUGGCAGUCACACUGUGCCAGUUUUGGCGGUGAGUGCGCAGAACAAGCAUGAGGCUACGCUAAAACAAGGGUCCGCUGCCAUCCACCAGAAUGAGCUCCAACAAGAGAAGGUGAGCGGAGCCAAGGCGUUUGGCGGGCCCAAGCAGUCAACAUCCAACUGGAUUGCUCAUGGACCAGCAUCUUCUUGGACUGCCGAGCACCGAGCAGCUCCAGCGCCAAGUGGAAAGGAUUGGUCACGAGGUGACUGGAAUCAUGACGAUCAGACAGAUCCGUGGCAGCAAGUAUGUCGCCAGCGUGCCUUGGAGCAACAAGGAGCGCAGAAGGAGGGGAAGGAAGAGGAAGAAGAGGACGAGGAACCAGAUGAUUGGAAUGAUUGGAAGCAAUGGAGAAGUGAUUGGUGGAGUGGUUGGAACUGGCGUGAGAGCUCUGAUCGGUGGAAAGAAGAGACACUGGAAGACAAAGCAGAGCAACGAAAGUGGGAAGUGCAGCAGGAAACUGAGGCCAACCGCCGGAAACUGCAGCGCAAGGAGGCGCAGAAGCAACGCGAACAGGAGUUGCAAGAAGCCAAGUGGCGUGCGGAGAGAGAGCAGAAGGAGAAAGAACGUCAGGAACCAGAUGAUUGGAAUGAUUGGAAGCAAUGGAGAAGUGAUUGGUGGAGUGGUUGGAACUGGCGUGAGAGCUCUGAUCGGUGGAAAGAAGAGACACUGGAAGACAAAGCAGAGCAACGAAAGUGGGAAGUGCAGUCUCGUGUUCGCCCGAGCACAUGGACCCCACCGCCUUCCUCGGUGACGGAGGUGCAGAAGCAACGCGAAGAGGAGUUGCAAGAAGCCAAGUGGCGCGUGAAGGGAGAGCAGAAGGAGAGGGAACGUCAGGCGCCAGAAGACAAAAAGUUGUCAAACCUUAAGGUGCCAGAAGACAAGAAGUUGUCAAAUCUUGAGGCGCUAGGGCCAGUUGGUGAUCGUGUUCCUUCCAACGGGCCUCCGCCGAGAAUGAAGGCAGCGGGCCCAGGAGAGCUUUAUGGUCCUCGCAUUCCUCCGCCUCCACCGGCGCUAGGGCCAGGAGAAGUUCAUGGUCCUUGCAACCCUCCACAGGCGCUGAACUACUUGAACUUGAACAAGAAAUAUGAGGUGACCAACAAGGUGGUACCUAUGGGACGCCCGCACACGCCAUUUCUUUCCUGGCACGAGGAGUCUUUAGCAUCCGUGAAGACGUUAUUAACCAAGGUCUCGCAUUCCGACAGAUGGGCAGAUGCUCCGGUUCAGGACGACAAGAAUUCCACCAUACACAGCAUCCAGACGGAAGGACAAGGCUUUACUACCGAAGAGCUGGCCAGAAUCCGUGAGCAGUUCGGGCUCAACAAGCCAAAAAAACAAAGUUUCACUCCGAAGGAAGAUGAGGCGCUGCAUCGGAAACGGAGCUGGAAAGAGGGAAAAGAAGACUUCGAGAGCGAUAGCUUGGAAGGCCACAAGGACAAACUCUCAAGGGUGGGUGACGCAGUCCAGACCGUUGGGAAAGACCACCAGGAUGAGGCUGCAUGCAGCGAAUCAGAUACAACAGAGGAUAGUUUGGCCGAAGAAGUCGGUGUGAUAGAUGAGGCAGCCGCAGUGCGUUUUGAAGAGUGGCUUCAGGGCAAGAGGGACAGAGUCGAAGAGAAGGACUACAUGCAUUUCAAUCGAAAGGCCUACAGAGACUUAGUUGUGGAUCCAGGUUGGAAAGUCACGACAAAGCCGCAUGACGAAUGUGGCUUUCCUGAUCCAGGCAAAACGGAUUGGAAUCAUCCUGAGAAGGUGUCAGAACACUACUAUUGGUGCAUGGGUGGCUUGCCAGGCAUGGAGCGAGGUCUCCUCCUCAAGCCUUCCAUGGAUCCGCCUCAAGAUCCGCCGCCCAAAACACCACCCAUCGCCCUGGGAUCUGCUCUCAAAGAUCGCCAUCGCCCAUUCAAGCCUCGGUCGCCUUCGCGAUCUCCUGCCCGGCCGCCCGCACGAUCUCCUGCUCGGUCGCCUUCGCGGACUCCUUCGCAAAAAGUCCGACAACGAGGGGGGAGGAGGCUUCAAACAGCUCGACGGCGGAGUCGCACUCGCGCCCCACCCAGCCGCAGGGUUCCGGAGCGAUCCAACCCGGCCCUGGAACAGUUUCUCAUCGACCAUGAGAUCAAUGAAAAGGCAACGCAGGUUCUCCGCCAGGCGGCUCCUGAAGUGCAGGAGCAACUGCUACGAACCAUUCGCUUGGACCAUGCAUACAACCCUUCGGGGGUUGCGCUCACGAAGCUCCGGGAGCUCGAACUCCCCCGGGGCCGUCCGACGCCGCCCGAACCACGCGACGCGUGGACCCGCGCGACAGGAGACGAGAGACCCGAGGCGCCGAGGAGACGGGACGGACGCCGAGCAGACGCCUUCUCGGCACGGAGGAUACUGCUUGAAAGAAUCCUGGGAGAGCCAGACUUUGCACACUACCAAAGGGAGGGGCGACACGAAUUGGUUCCGGUGAGGCAGAUCAAACAAGUUCAAGAAGACCCACGCGCUGGAACUCCUGUCCUCAUCCGAUGGGACUUCAACAACUACACCUUGGUCUAUGGAUCUCUGUCGCAGGCCGAAGGUGGAAAUGUCCGCGCUUCUGUCUACGAUUGGGACACUGUACCAGCACCCCUUGCAUGCAAGAUGGCGCUGGACAGCCAGGAUUUGAGAGAUGCCCUUCGUCCUUUCCUCCAUGGCAAGCGGCAUGCGCUCUAUGAUCCGGCGGAGAACAGGGAGGCGUGGAAGGACUACUCCUCAAAGCGGGCGCUUGUUGAAGUGCAGUACAUCAGACAUUCGCACAAUGAGGUCAAUCGCUACUUUGCACAUGGUGAGCAUGCCAACAGUUCAGUGCUGGACUUGAUCGAGGACCUCAUCAAUGAGAAAGCCCACCCACAGGAUCUUACUCCCUUCGUGGUGAUCCAGUUCACCAAGCUGGAGUAUUGGGCGGUCUUUGGGAAUCGACGGCUCAAAGCCCUGAAAGAGUUCCAAAAGUACCUGGAUGACAGGCGCGACCCUCUCCAAGUGAAGGCAAGAUGUCUAGUCUGGAAAAAGGAAGAGGUGCCAGCAGUCCUUGCCUGCAAACUGGCCAUGAGUACAACGACCACGAACCUCGGCAAGUUUGCGGAUUGGGCUGACAAGAAAGGAAAAGGCAAAGGAAAAGGCCGUCGUUGAGUCCGCCUUUGGCUCAGGUCCGCCUUUGAGACAACCACCGAGAGUACCAUCAACGUCUGGCCGUGUGUCAGUCGAAAAAGAACGGAGCUGGACGCGUUUCGGCACGGUCGGGUCGCGAGGGGCCGGACAAGGGCAGAUUUGGAUUAAUUUCGUCCGAUAUCGCAGCGGCGUUCAAGCUGGGUUGGUGAGUGGUUCUGGAAGGCCAUAUAAGUAGUUUUCAUU